AUUUUCCCUCCUAACCAGGCAGUGGCAGUGGUGCAGAAUGGCUGACCUCAGUCUUGCAGAUGCACUAACAGAACCACCUCCAGAAAUCGAGGGAGAGAUUAAACGGGACUUUAUCGCCACCCUGGAGGCAGAGGCCUAUGAUGAUGUCGUGGGAGAAACUGUUGGGAAAACAGACUACAUUCCUCUGCUGGAUGGGGAUGAGAAGACGGGGAAUUCGGAGUCGAAGAAGAAACCAUGCCCAGACACUAGCCAGGUUGAAGGUGCUCCAUCUCCUAGAGCAGCAGUGCUGGCCAACGGCGACCACGGGACGCCAGGGAAUGACACUGCAGGGUCUCCAACUGCAUUUCUUGAAGAGAAAAUGGCCUUCCAGGGGUAUCAGAACAACCAGAACUGGCCAGAAAACACAAACUUUUACUUUGAACCCGAGCAAGUGGUGAAUCCUGUCCAGACUGAUCCCUACCAGAUGCACUGCGGUGACGGCCUGGACGAUCUGCUCUUCUUUCCCGGCGGCGCUAACAGCGCCUCCGCACUGACGCGGCAGAGUGACCCUCUGAGAGACGGUCACCUUCCUUGCGACACAUUUACUCCUGAAGCAGUUGUACCUCAGGGCUGGCCUGUGGAAGCCCCGCACUCCCCCCAGGCGGGGGUCUUCAUUUCCCCAGAGGCCACACCACCUCUGCAACCCACAGCAGAGCCAGCCGGGGAGAGAGAAAUGGCACCAGAAGAGAGGGCAUCGACCAAAGCAUCGGAAACGAGGAUGGGACUGACGGCUGCUGACAUGGCACCAUCUAGAGAAACAGAGAUGGCCCUGGCUCAGGACAUGGCGCCAGGCACAGAGACAGAGACACUGGCCACAAGCGUGGCAUCACCUACCAAAGAAGAUGUGUCCUUUGCCAAGAACAUGGACUCACCCAUUGAGUCAGACGUGGCUGUGGUCACGGAUGUGGUACUGCCUAUAGAAUCAACGGAAACCCCAGCCAAGGGUGCAGUGCUCUUCAGAGACACAGAGCGGGCACCACCCAUAGAAAUGGACGCGGCUCCAGCUGAAGGCGUGGUGUCACUCACAGAAAGGGAGAUGGCAUUGGCUAAGGACAUUGCAUCACCCACAGCCAAGGAGUUGGCUUUGUCCUCGGGAACAGAGGUGGCCCGGGGCAAGGACAUGGCCCCGCCCCCAGAAACAGAGGUGCCAGUCAAGGACAUGGCCCCGCCCCCAGAAACAGAGGUGGCCCUGGGCAAGGACAUGGCUCCGCCCCCAGAAACAGAGGUGGCCCUGGGCAAGGACAUGGCUCCGCCCCCAGAAACAGAGGUGGCCCUGGGCAAGGACAUGGCUCCGCCCCCAGAAACAGAGGUGGCCCUGGGCAAGGACAUGGCCCCGCCCCCAGAAACAGAGGUGCCAGUCAAGGACAUGGCUCCGCCCCCAGAAACAGAGGUGGCCCCGGGCAAGGAUGUGCCUCUGCUUCCAGGACCAGAGCCAUCCCUGGCUAAGGAUGUCGCACCACCUUCAGAAACAGAGGCGGCCCCAGUUCCGGUGAAGGACAUGGGAACUGUACGGACACCAGGAAAACCAAGCGAGGGCUCCCAGUUCGCAUCUCCCCAGAACGAGGGGCCGUCAGCUGUGCCUGCUGCCAUGGUUUCCCCAGAGCCAGUCACAGCUGUGGGCCAAACGUCCGCCUUGCCACCAGACGAGGCAUCUGUGCCAGAGAAACUAGAGCAAAGGCAGCCGCUCAGCCCUCAGCCUCCGGAGCCGCCUGCAGCGCCCUCAGGAACAGCCAAGCCAGAAGAAGGGCCAGCUGCUGCGAGCGUGACCGGAAAUGACAUCACUGCCCCUCCAAACAAGGAGCUCCCACCAAGCCCCGAGAAGAAAGCCAAGGUAGUUGCCGGAAUGCCUUUGGCCACAACUCAUCCUGCAAAGACUUCAACAUCGAAAGCCAAAACACAGUCCACUUCUCUCCCUAAGCAACCAGCGCCCACCACCUGCGGUGGGCUGCCUAAAAAGCCCAUGAGCCCCGCCUCGGGCUCGGGGCCCGCUGCCCCCCCCAAACGCCCCGCGGCCACCACCGCCAGGCCAGCCGCCUCGCCUGCCAAGGACGCCAGGCCCAAGCCUGUGGCAGAGACGAAGGUUCCCGAGAAGAAGGCCACGCCGUCCAAGCCAGCCUCUGCCCCGGCCUCCAGGCCCGGCUCCAGGAGCACCCAGGCCGCUCCAAAGGCCCCCUCGGCCGCCUCUGUUGCCUCAACUGGGCCGAGCAGCAGGAGCGCCCCCACGCCCCUGCCCAGGAGGCCUGCUGGCACCAAGACGGAGGGAAAGCCUGCCGACGCCAAGAAGACAGUUACGAAGUCUGCACCAGCUGACUUGAGUCGCGCAAAGAGCACCUCCAGCAGUACCGCGAGGAAGAGCGCCGCUGGCCCUGGGGCGGGCUCGCCAGCCGGCGCGGCUCCCAGUCGCGUCAAGCCCACCCCCGUGUCUCCCCGGGCCUCUGGGACUCUUGCCGUGGACAAGAAGCCCACGUCGGCCAGGCCCAGCUCCUUGGCCCCCAGACUGAGCCGCCCGGCGACCAGCGCUUCCACGCCUGAUCUGAAGAACGUCCGCGCCAAGGUCGGCUCCACGGAGAACAUCAAGCACCAGCCUGGAGGAGGCCGGGCCAAAGUAGAGGAAAGGACAGAGGCAGCAGCUGCAGCUCGAAAACCUGCCCCUCCCGCGGCCACUAAGCCUGCUGGGCCGGGUGCGAGUGCACAGAGGGCACCUGCGGGGAAAGUCCAGAUAGUCUCCAAAAAAUUGAACUACAGCCAUGUUCAGUCCAAGUGUGGUUCCAAGGACAAUAUUAAGCAUGUCCCUGGAGGCGGUAAUGUUCAGAUUCAGAGCAAGAAGGUGGACAUCUCCAAGGUCUCCUCCAAGUGUGGGUCCAAGGCCAACAUCAAGCACAAGCCGGGUGGAGGGGAUGUCAAGAUCGAAAGUCAGAAGUUGAACUUCAAGGAGAAGGCCCAGGCCAAGGUGGGAUCCCUGGAUAACGUGGGCCACCUGCCCGCGGGCGGGGCCGUGAAGACUGAGGGCGGCGGCAGCGAGGCCCCUCCGAGCCCGGGCCCCCCUGCUGGGGAGGAGCUGGCUGUCCCUGAGGCUGCGCCCGAAGCUGGCGCCCCCACUUCAGCCAGUGUCCUCAGUGGCCACACCACCCUGGCAGGGGGUGGUGACCAAAGGGAGGCCCAGACCUUGGACUGCCAGAUCCAGGAGACAAGUAAGUGGCGGGCUCGGCCUGCGGGCCAGCUGGGGGCCCUGCCACUGGCUGAGGCUGGAGUGUGA
Molecule: messenger RNA, 3295 nt
Organism: Myotis lucifugus (little brown bat)
Lineage: Eukaryota; Metazoa; Chordata; Mammalia; Chiroptera; Vespertilionidae
Gene: MAP4
Product: microtubule associated protein 4
Exons: 17
Coding region: 38-3295 (1085 amino acids)
Biological process (GO): microtubule cytoskeleton organization; neuron projection development
Cellular component (GO): neuron projection
Molecular function (GO): microtubule binding
Source: RefSeq, a predicted model, not a curated record